CUCGGAAAUAGUUGAGGGUAGGUUACUAAAUCCAAUCCCUUUAUCAAAGCCCUUCACACGACAAUUUUUUCUCCUUCGAAGAGCGACACAGAAUCUCCAACACUGUCUUCAGCAAUGGCGACUCCUGAGGAAGCUAAGCUCCACCAGUUUCUUCAAUGGCUAGAGUUAAACAGAGCAGAACUACGUGGUUGCAGAAUCAAAUACAGUGAAUCCAGUAAAGGGUUUGGAAUUUUCUCAUCUAAUCAUGCAUCUGAUGGGAUACUACUGGUGGUUCCAUUAGAUUUGGCUAUAACUCCAAUGAGUGUACUUCAAGAUCCUCUUCUUGGACCUGAAUGUAGGGCUAUGUUUGAGGAAGGGGAAGUAGAUGAUAGACUCUUGAUUACCUUAUUUCUAACCGUGGAGCACCUACGAGAAAACUCUUCAUGGAAGCCGUACUUUGAUAUGCUUCCAACCACAUUCGGAAAUCCACUUUGGUUUUCUGAAGACGAGCUUUUAGAGCUUAAGGGAACCACAUUGUAUCGGGCUGCUCAGUUGCAGAAAAAAACAUUGCAGUCUUUAUUUGAUGAAAAGGUGAAGAGGUUGGCUACGAAGCUUUUAACGCUCGAUGGACAUCCAGAAAGAGAUGUGAAGUUUGAAGACUUCCUUUGGGCAAACUCCAUAUUUUGGAGUCGAGCACUAAAUAUCCCUUUUCCGCGCUGCUAUAUAUUUCCUAUGGAUUCAGAAGGACAAGAUAGUGACAUUUCUAGCAAAAUCGUCAAUUCUGCAACACAAACUAAUGGUUGUGGCAGUUUAUCUAAUGGAGAGUCUGCAAAAGUACCCGAAUAUGAUGCACUCCAAGAUAAAGUUGCUUCUGCUGCUUCCAUUUCACAAGGAGAGAUAGUUUGGGUGGAAGGUCUGGUCCCAGGCAUUGAUUUUUGCAACCAUGAUUUCAAAGCUGCAGCAACAUGGGAAGUUGAUGGAACAGGAGCAACAACCGGAGUUCCUUUCUCCAUGUACCUUCUUUCUGCUGGAGAAAAUCCUUCCCUGAUUGAGAAAGAGAUAUCAAUUAGUUAUGGGAACAAGGGAAAUGAGGAACUGCUGUACCUGUAUGGAUUCGUCAUGAAUGAUAAUCCUGAUGACUACCUCAUGGUUCAUUAUCCGGUGGAAGCUAUUCAAAACGUUGAUUUCUCAGAUUCCAAAGCUCAACUUCUUGAAGCACAGAAAGCUGAAUUGAGAUGUCUCUUACCUCGAAGUUUGCUAAAUCGUGGAUUUUUCCCUCCAUCCAACUCAUCUGAGGAAGAUAAAGAUAAACCCGUCAGUAGUCAAGUUUGCAAUUAUAGUUGGAGUGGUCAGCGAAAGAUGCCCUCUUACGUGCAUAAUCUAGUUUUUCCUGCAAACUUCUUGAAUGCAUUGAGAACCUUAGCAAUGAAAGAAAAUGAACUUUAUCGUGUUUCUUCCCUACUUGAGGAGCUUGUUGGAUCUGGAGGAGAAAGGCAGCCAACUGACACAGAAGUUCAAGCAGCAAUAUGGGAGGCUUGUGGAGAUUCUGGAGCUUUACAACUUCUUGUUGAUCUGCUUAACAUGAAGAUGUUGGAUCUAGAAGAGGGUUCAGGAACAGAGGAGAAUGACACUGAAUUACUUGAGAAAGCUCGCACUGCAGAAACCUCAGAAGAUUGCAAAGAGACCAGUGACAUUGCCCAGAAUCAUUUGCUGAGUAGAAAUAAGCAAUCUAGCAUAAUAUACCGGCGGGGACAGAAACAACUAACUCGUCUCUUCGUUAAGGAAGCAGAGCACGCGUUGCAAUUAGCAUUGACUGAGGAACUCUAGAUAAAUCU
Molecule: messenger RNA, 1814 nt
Organism: Solanum verrucosum
Lineage: Eukaryota; Viridiplantae; Streptophyta; Magnoliopsida; Solanales; Solanaceae
Exons: 16
Coding region: 115-1806 (563 amino acids)
Biological process (GO): peptidyl-lysine monomethylation
Molecular function (GO): protein-lysine N-methyltransferase activity
Source: RefSeq, a predicted model, not a curated record